Molecule: messenger RNA, 760 nt
Organism: Melitaea cinxia (Glanville fritillary)
Lineage: Eukaryota; Metazoa; Arthropoda; Insecta; Lepidoptera; Nymphalidae
Exons: 4
Coding region: 101-640 (179 amino acids)
Source: RefSeq, a predicted model, not a curated record
UAGAACGAUCUUCAGCGCGUUUAGACGUAGGUGCUUAUUCUUGAGUGACAAAUGAUUGAUUUUACGAUAUUAUAGUCUUUAAAUCGAUGGUAUAAGAGCCAUGGGUGUGCCGAUGGUGAAAAAUUGCUGUUGCUGCGCCAGUUUGCACACGGGAACUUUGAUCAUAGGCUAUUUAUACACGGUGUGGUCACUGCUGGAGCUGACGGGGUACAGUCUGCUGGUGACCCUCGCACCCAUUGGUCGCAAUGGCACCGUCUCCCAACAUAGGCUUGCGCUGUACAUUGCAGCUGCUGUGGUCAGUGGGGUCACUCUCUUGUGCUCAAUACUUCUUAUUGUUGCUGCUUAUAAGAAAUUGGCCUUCCUAACUCUACCGUGGACGAUCGUGAACGGCAUUAUGACGGCAGCUUUCUUCCUCAUGUGCCUCACGGGGAUCAGUCUCAUCCUGCAGGACACCGGCGAAAUGCUGGAGGUGGAGAUCAUCUUCAUUGUGAUUCAUCUCACCAGAGCAUGUAUAUCAGUAUAUUGUAUAAUUGUGGUACACAGUCGACACAAGCAGAUCAUGUACGAUGAGGAUGAGCAGAGGUUCCAGCAGUCCGCGAAGAUGUACCAACCCAUCUGGAUGAGGGACCAGCCUAUAUAAUAACUUAAUGAUGAAAUAACUUAAGAUAUAAAAAACUAGGGAUGAAUGUAGUCAAUUUUAGUGUAGCUAUUUAAAAUGUAAAUUGAAAACAAACAUUACUUUAUUAACCGACUUCCUAAA